Molecule: messenger RNA, 1089 nt
Organism: Elephantulus edwardii (Cape elephant shrew)
Lineage: Eukaryota; Metazoa; Chordata; Mammalia; Macroscelidea; Macroscelididae
Gene: CAVIN4
Product: muscle-related coiled-coil protein
Biological process (GO): regulation of gene expression
Cellular component (GO): cytoplasm; caveola
Source: RefSeq, a predicted model, not a curated record
AUGGAGCAUAAUGAGUCUGCCCCAGAUGCUGAUAAAAUCCACCAGAAUCGCUUGUCGAGCGUUACAGAAGAUGAAGACCAAGACGCAGCUCUCACCAUUGUGACUGUGCUGGACAAAGUAGCUUCCAUCGUGGACAGUGUGCAGGCAAGUCAGAAGAGGAUCGAAGAGAGACACAGGGAGAUGGAAAACGCCAUCAAAUCUGUGCAGAUUGACGUGUUAAAGCUCUCCCAGUCACACAGCAACAUGGGCUAUCUUGUGAACAAGCUGUUUGAGAAAACCCGGAAAAUCAGUGCUCACAUUAAAGAUGUGAAGGCCCGUGUAGAGAAGCAACAAGUGCAUGUUACUAAAGUUGAAUCCAAGCAAGAGGAGAUCAUGAAGAAAAAUAAAUUCCGUGUGGUCAUCUUCCAGGAGAAGACACGGUGUCCGACAACCCUGUCUAUCGUUAAAGACCCAAACCUAACGGAAAAUCAGGAGGAGGAUGACAAUGUCUUUGACCCUCCCAUUGAUCUGUCCUCUGAUGAAGAAUAUUAUAUUGAAGAAAGCAGAUCUGCUAGGUUUAAAAAGUCAGGCAAGGAACGCAUCGAUAAUAUCAAAAAGGCCUUUUCCAAAGAGAACAUGCAGAAGACGCGGCAGAACAUCGACAAGAAAGUGAACAGAAUUCGAACUAGGAUCGUGACCCCUGAGAGGAGAGAGAGGCUUAGGCAGUCAGGCGAGAGGCUGAAGCAGUCUGGAGAGAGGCUGAGGCAGUCUGGGGAGAGAUUUAAGAAAUCCAUUUCGAAUGCAGCACCUUCCAAGGAAGCGUUUAAGAUGCGAAGCCUUAGAAAAACAAAGGCCCGAACUGGGGCUGAGGGCCAGGAGGGCAUCAAGGACAUGGGCGUCGACAUCAUUGCCAGGAGCGAGCUGGGCCCCAUCAGUGAGCUGUACCCCGACGAGCUCAGUGGAACAGAACGUGAAGAGGCCAGAGAAGCAUAUCCUCCCCACGAAGAAGGGGACGUCCCAACCCCUGAGCCUCUAAAGGUUACUUUCAAACCUCAGGUCAAAGUAGAGGAUGAUGAAUCUCUCUUGUUAGACUUAAAGCAGUCAGCGUAA